UGAUAUUAAUUCGCUACCACACUUUUCGAGGUCGGACCAGAGAAAACCCUAAAUUUGCCAUUCAAUUUCUUCUUCGAAUUGCAAUUCAACAAGAACAAAAUAAGAGUAUUGAACCAUACUGUGACUGUAAAAUUCGAAACGAGGAUAUCACUUUGAAGUUAGAUAUGAUGGUUUGUUCAUAUAGCUAUAUUGGGAUUUGUUUUGAGAGUUGAGAACUGUGAUUUUGUUUGGUUUGAGACUCUAAUUUGAGUUAAAAGAGAAAUGGGUUUCAAAUGGAAUCAGGAAUCUGUUAUUGUGGCCCCUUAAGUUUUCUUUUUCUUUUUUUCAAGAAGAAAAUUGGUGCUAUAUGAUGGGUCUUAUGUGGAACUAAUAAUUGAGAAAUAGACAGUUGACAGUAGUUUGCUUUUAGAUGACUUGGGAAAAUUAGAAGAGACUUCUUUACUUGUGUUUUUGAUGGUUUUCCUUUGGAACUGCUGCCUAAGAAUUACUUUUGUGAAGCAAUUUUGGUUGUAGUUGAUAAGUGAGUGAUACUGAAGUGCAAAAUUUGUUCUGUUCUUAUGAUGCAAGCUUUAUGAAUAUGAAUAUGAGUUUGAGUUGAAAAGUUGGAUUGUAGAUCGUAAGACAAUGGAAACCCAGGAGAAGGAUGUGCUGGUAACAAAGAGGUCACUGAGGAAGAGAGCAAGUUUGCGAAAUUAUGACGAAAAUUUGAUGGAUGAGUUGAUAGAGACGCAUUUGGGUGGUUAUUUGAAGAAAAAGAAUCGAUCAAGAGAGGAUUUGGAAAAAGAGACAGAAACAGAGGCGAUGAUAGCAAUAUCUCUGGGGUUCCCGAUUGAUGCAUUACUUGAAGAGGAGAUACAAGCUGGGGUGGUAAAAGAAUUGGAUGGCAAAGAGCAGAAUGAUUAUAUUGUUGUGAGGAAUCAUAUCCUUGCUAGGUGGAGAAGUAAUGUGAAGGUUUGGCUAUCAAAAGUACAGAUAAAAGAAACUGUGAGCAAUGAGUAUGGGCAUUUACUAUCUGCUGCGUAUGAUUUUCUUUUGUACAAUGGGUAUAUUAAUUUUGGGAUUUUGUCAUCGCUAACAUGCCCUAUACCAGAAUUGAUGAAUGAAGGGUCUGUGAUAAUUGUUGGUGCUGGACUUGCUGGUCUAUCGGCAGCAAGGCAACUCAUGUCCUUUGGUUUUAAAGUUGUUGUUUUGGAAGGUAGGAAUCGUCCUGGUGGGAGAGUUUAUACUCAGAAAAUGGGUAGGGCGGGCCAGUUUGCUGCAGCGGAUCUCGGAGGCAGUGUUAUUACUGGUAUACAUGCUAAUCCUUUGGGAGUUCUUGCUAGGCAACUUUCUAUUCCACUCCAUAAGGUCCGAGAUAACUGUCCAUUGUACAAACCAGAUGGGGCACCUGUUGAUAAGGAAGUUGAUUAUAAGAUUGAAUUUAUCUUCAAUAAGUUACUUGACAAAGUCAUGGAACUUAGAAAAACAAUGGAUGGCUUUGCAAAUUAUGUUUCCCUGGGUUCAGUUUUGGAGAGACUUAGGAAGCUGUAUACUGUGGCUAAAAGUACAGAAGAGAAGCAACUGCUGGAUUGGCAUCUUGCUAACCUGGAAUAUGCAAAUGCAGGAUGUCUCUCAGAUCUGUCAGCUAAUUAUUGGGAUCAAGAUGAUCCUUAUGAAAUGAGCGGGGACCAUUGCUUUCUAGCCGGAGGGAACUGGAGAUUGAUAAAAGCACUGUGUGAAGGGGUUCCUAUAUUCUAUGGGAAGACUGUGAAUACUAUUAGAUAUGGGAGUGAAGGAGUUAUGGUUAUUGCUGGUGACCAAGUAUUUCAAGCAGAUAUGGUCCUAUGCACUGUGCCUCUUGGAGUUUUGAAGAAAAGAACCAUUAAAUUUGAACCAGAGUUACCCAGAAGGAAGCUUGCAGCAAUUGAUAGAUUGGGUUUUGGGCUGCUUAAUAAAGUGGCGAUGGUUUUCCCCCAUGUUUUUUGGGGUGAGGACCUGGAUACUUUUGGUUGUCUUAAUAAGCAUAGCAGUAAGCGUGGAGAGUUCUUUUUGUUCUAUGGUAACCACACUGUUUCUGGGGGUCCAGUGCUUCUUGCACUGGUGGCUGGUCAGGCUGCACAAACAUUUGAAUCUACAGAUCCAUCUAUGUUAGUUCACCGUGUUUUGAGUGUUCUCAGAGGUAUAUACAAUCCAAAAGGCAUUGAUGUUCCAGAUCCCAUACAAACAAUUUGUACAAGAUGGGGCAGCGAUCCCUUUAGUUAUGGUUCCUAUUCUCAUGUUAGGGUGCAGUCAUCUGGCAGUGACUAUGAUUUACUAGCAGAAAGUGUAGGGGGGCGGCUAUUUUUUGCUGGUGAGGCGACAACUAGGCAAUAUCCAGCAACAAUGCAUGGUGCCUUCAUGAGUGGUUUAAGAGAGGCUUCUCGCAUUUUAAGAGUCAAUAGAAGCUGGCAAAAUUAUUCAAGGAAGUCUGUGCAGAGGAGUGUUGGUCUAAGUAAUGAUACAUGGUUAGAUCUGUUCAGGAGACCAGACCUAGCAUUUGGAAAUUUUUCAUUUAUAUCUAAUCCCUUGACGGAAGACCCACAAUCAAUGGGUAUUAUGAGAGUUACUUUUGAUAGUUGCAGAGAUGAUCUGAAGAAGGAACCAAGGACUGGCUUCCAAAAUUCUUUGAAGCUGCCAUUGCAGCUUUAUGUAGUGCUAUCUCGUCAACAGGCAAAUGAUUUACAAUUGAUGACCGGGAGUAAUGAGGACAAGCUAUCAUAUGUGACUAAAAACUUGGGCCUAAAGCUAAUGGGACCUAGUGCACUGGUAAAUGUUGCUACUCCCUUGAUUUCUAGCAUUACUAAUGCAAGAAGAGGACGGGGCAGGAACCGCAUAAUCUUCAAUAACAUACUUCUGUGUAGAGAUCAGUUGCAUGAAGUAUCCUGAUGCAAAUAUAUGCACCAGGUGAUGGGUUUUAAAUUUCAGUGUCUUUUCACUCCUAAGUUGCAGAAUUCUGUAUAUAAUCUAGCUGUGUAGGUUCUUCACAUACUAGGAGAGCAAGUAAUUCUUGGAGUUUGACUAAGAAGACCCAUUUGUUUGCUUAUUCUUUUAUCUGAAGAUGACUAGCAUAGACACAGUGGCUAAACAGAGCCAUGAAAGUUUCACUAUAGCUGAAAGUUGUUUGUAUCAUGCUGCUGAUUCUUGAGAGGAACUAUAGGAACAGAAAUUGUAAUUUUUGUAUUUGUAUGCUAUAUUUCUGUGUCAAACAAUAAUUGGACAAGAUAUAUGAAACUAUAUAUAUUUGAGCGACAACAAUUAUGCUAGAAGAAAUAUUUAUUAGCACA
Messenger RNA from Jatropha curcas, 3302 nucleotides. RefSeq names its product LSD1-like2 (gene LDL2). Gene Ontology annotation, molecular function: oxidoreductase activity; protein binding. The record is from RefSeq and is a predicted model, not a curated record. NCBI's taxonomy places the organism in Eukaryota, Viridiplantae, Streptophyta, Magnoliopsida, Malpighiales, Euphorbiaceae.